This is a messenger RNA of Cottoperca gobio, 6078 nucleotides long. It is a transcript of the gene trak1a, whose product is annotated as trafficking protein, kinesin binding 1a. Gene Ontology annotation, biological process: anterograde axonal transport of mitochondrion; vesicle transport along microtubule; mitochondrion distribution. Gene Ontology annotation, cellular component: dendrite; cytoplasmic vesicle; mitochondrion. Gene Ontology annotation, molecular function: myosin binding; GABA receptor binding. NCBI's taxonomy places the organism in Eukaryota, Metazoa, Chordata, Actinopteri, Perciformes, Bovichtidae. The record is from RefSeq and is a predicted model, not a curated record.
GCCAAGCUGGACCGGAAGACGUCUCCUCCCCACGCCUGCUCCUCUACCCCGCCCCCUAAACCGUCUUCAGAGCACACAGUGUGGCUCCACGACCCAGGGCUCCGAUUGGCCAGCGACGAGCAGGAAGAGGAGGACUAUGUCAGUGAUGCAAGUCGGCCGGCUGCACUCCAGGAGUUUACAGCCUCCUACAGAGAUGCAGAGACCAUUACUGAUGUGUGUAACAGUACUGAUUUGCCGGAGCUCGAGAUUAUCAGCUUAUUGGAGGAACAGCUGCCCGUCUACAAGCUGAGGGCCGACACCGUCUUCGGCUACGAACAAGAUGAUUGGCUGCACACGCCACUGGUGGACUCCAACUCUGCCCUCAACCUGACCACUGAACAGAUCGAGGAGACUCUCAAAUACUUCUUGCUGUGUGCUGACCGGGUGGGCCAGAUGACGAAGACCUACAGUGACAUUGAUGCUGUCACUCGACUGCUGGAAGAGAAAGAGCGCGACUUGGAGUUAGCAGCUCGCAUCGGACAGUCACUGCUGAAGAAAAACAAAGCCCUCAGUGAGAGGAACGAACUGCUGGAGGAGCAAGUGGAGCACAUACGAGAAGAGGUAUCUCAGUUGCGUCACGACUUGUCCAUGAAAGAUGAGCUGUUACAGUUCUAUACCAGUGCUGCUGAGGAAAGUGAGGGGGAAUCUACCACCUCCACACCUGUGCGUCCCAGUGAAAACAAUGUGUCAACUCCACUUUUUUUCCCCCUGGACUCCUUGCAGAAGAAACUCAAAGAUCUGGAGGACGAAAACAAAUCAUUGCGAUCUGAGGCCAGUCAUUUGGAGACAGAAACGAUCUCCUAUGAGGAGAAAGAGCUGCAACUCGUCAACGACUGUGUCAAAGAACUCCGUGAUGCCAACGUGCAGAUUUCUACUCUGGCUGAAGAGCUGGCCAGGAAGACUGAAGAUGCCUCCAGACAGCAGGAGGAGAUCACACACCUCCUCUCUCAGAUAGUAGACCUCCAGAAGAAGGCCAAGAUGUAUGCUGUGGAGAACGAAGAGCUGACUCAGCACUUGGGUGCAGCCAAAGACGCUCAGCGACAACUCACUGCUGAAUUGCGAGAGUUACAAGACAAGUAUGCAGAGUGCAUGGAGAUACUUCAUGAGGCUCAGGAGGAGCUAAAGAAUCUGAGGAAUAAAACUCUACCGCUCAGCACAACGAGGCGUUUCCAUUCUCUGGGUCUGUUCCCGAUGGACUCUCUGGCAGCAGAAAUAGAGGGCACCAUGAGGAAGGAACUUCAGAUGGAUGAUCCAGAUGUAGAAGAGCAGAGACUGCACCCAAAGCGAGUGUUCCAGACGGUGAAAAACCUGAACCUGAUGCGUCAGCAACGUUCAUCGCUCGCCUCCUCCCUCAACAUCCCGGGCUCCAAUCAGACAUCAUGCCUCACCUCAGAGCGCUCCAGCAGAGUGGGCACUCCGCCAUCCAACUCUAUAUAUGGUAGCGAGACGGGGAGUGGGAUCAUCCUGGACAACAGGACUAGCAGUAUCCUGGAGGGUCCAGACGAUGGGUCAGAGGACUCUAACAAGCGUCCCCCUGGAACCCCAGGGACCCCGGGCAGCAGGGACCUGGAGGCAGCCCUGCGACGUCUGUCCCUCCGCCGCGACAACUACCUCUCAGAAAAACGCUUCUUCGAGGAUGAGAGGGAGAGAAAGCUAGCUUACCUGGCCAAAGACGACGAAAAGGGAGGCGAAGGGAGUAGCGGAGGUCCAGGGACACCGACAGAGAGCCUGCUGUCGCUGUGCUCACAUCCCUCCUUUGGAAGCGUCUGGUCGGGGUACUCAUUCUCAGCGAGGUCCUACCUGCCGGACAAGCUGCAAAUUGUAAAGCCGCUAGAAGGCUCUGCUACUCUUCAUGCAUGGCAACAGUUGGCUCAACCGCACAUGGGCGCUCUGCUGGAUCAUCGGCCCGGUGUGGUCACGAAGGGCUUCCGCACUUUAGAACUUGAGCAGGAGCAGGAAGAAGGCUGGCAAAUGGACCAACCGGAGGAAGACGAAGUUUCAUGUGACUCUGCCUUGUCGGGAGAGAGCUCUGCUCCCAUGGAUGUGCCUCGCUCUACCUCUUCUCCCGCUGUCUGCCUCAACACAAAUGGAGACAUCUAUGACAAUAGCCAAUCAGAAACAUUGCAAGGAGACAUGUGCAGGGCUAGAGAAGCCAUUCAAGUAAAAGAUGGACACGUUGCCAAAAUGCCCCUUUCCUUCUCCAGCUCCUCCCCUUCUUCUUCUCCUCUCACCUCUUCUUCCGAGAUGAACGGGCACGUGGAUUUCAAGGAGCUCCAGGCCUUACAGGCUGCCUCAGUGGACCGUAUGUCUGUUAAUUUCCCAGGAAAGUGUAUGUCCCAUACAAGCUCGACAUACACCUUCACCACCUGCAGGAUUCUCCACCCCUCUGAUCAGCUGACCUCUGUGUCCCCAAGCUCAGCUCUGGCGUCUUGUCAGAGCAGUGCUUAUAUCGGCACCCCUACCCCCAACUCCUCUCCUAUACCCUUCUCUACCCCACCUACACCUUCCUACACCCCCUGCUGCACCCCACGCCGCCUCUCCCUUUCCAACUCACUAGCCGAGUCCUCCACCAACCUUCGUGACUCCACCAAGACCACCAGCACUUCCCUCGGCCUGGUGCACCUCCUGCUGGAGCAUGGGAUUUCUGCCUCAGUGUAUGACCCCCGCAGCUGGGACCGAGGGUUGGACGUCAGCGGUGCUUCAACACCCGUGGGAGGAGCGCAAGCGCAGAGGAGCACCAACGCACCAGAGGAGGCUGAACACAGACGGGUGGCAAAACGCCCGGACACCCUCCUCCUCCUGCAGCCCUCCACCCCGCCCAACUCCCCUCGUUCCAAAUCUGCCUCUUCUACCACCACACGACCAGUCUUUCAGUUCAGCCCUUCCACCGAUGACCCGCCCUUUUUUGACACCUUCCUUGCCUCGAAGCCAGCUCGUACCAUUCUGAGGGAAGUGCUGGGGGAGGCGGAGAAGGAGCAAGGCGGGCAAACAGAUGAUGACAGCCAAACAGAGAAGCUGAACCUGCGACUUGUGGACAAACUGAAACGUUUCCGCACCCUCACCCAUCACACUGCUUCUGCUUCAUCUGCAAAUACUCUAUUAGCCCCCUUUGGCUCUACUGUACUGGGGAACACUGGACUGGGUGGGGGGCUUCCAGGUUUGAAUGCAGGGUUGAGGAGAAAUCGAAGCUAUCCUGCCAUGGUAGGGGCUAGUAUGGCUAUGAAAGACCCAGGAGGACCCCCUAGCGCAGAGCUAGUCAUACCACAUAUGAUGCAAACCCCCCACACAAUGUCCACACAGGAAAUGAACAAAAUGCAAACAAAUCCCACCCUGGCCAUACACAUACCACAGACGCUACAUGAACUGGAAACAGUCACACCACAGACUAUAAAGCAGAGACAUGCCAGGCCAAAUGACGGACUGUGGCAAUUAACAGGCAAUGACCAACACAGUGAAGAUGAAACUGGGACAUAAUGGGAGAUAUUCAGUGUAUUGGCUCAUAUUACAACACACUGCAAUUAGCAUUUUAUGUGUACACACACAUUUACAAAGCCAAAUACCCUACAUGACUACAGACAUCCUUUAGCUAGAGUGAUGAACAGUGCAGUCCACAUAGACUCAACAACAAGCCAUCUCUCCUCCUAACCAGUCCAGACUCCAACUCAUUUAUUGAAACAAUCAGCGGAUGUAAGCUGAAUGAAAUGCUGGUGAAUGAAGCAGUAGUCUCUGACACUGUUACACUAUUAUACUCAUAAACAGUCAGUUGCCUUCCUCUGUGUCCAUUGUAAUUGUAUAUUGUAGAUGCAAUAUACUGUGUCAUAUAUAGUAUGAUAUUAAAGCCCCAAUCUGGUGGAAGUACUGCACAGCUUUCUCACUCUCAUUUUCCUUCUCAACCUGACUUUUGAAAAUGUACUGUACUGGCCCGAAUAUAAUUAUAUUUUACCCAGGGCUACACAGUUAUGCAUUCAGUCAGCAGAUGUUACUGUUACUGCACUUUAAGAUAGUCCCGUGUCAUGGGUCGUCUGUAGCCUUAAUGUCGCUAGGCGAGCGAGUUAUUACCGUGACGUGGCAACUCAAAUCUCCAGAGAGCAUUAUUGACCAUCAUAAAACGACACAUCUGUAGUCUUUAGCUUUUGAAUGAAAUAUUUGUAAAAGUGCACAAAGUGACUACUCUGUGAGUCAUGUCAUCCCAGCGUUCAGUCUAAUGUACGAACUGGCAGAUCAUUUUAAAGCCAACCAGGAAGAGAACAUUCUCUCCCGAUGUAAAGAUUCAGCCAAGAAAAGCUUUCUGCUAGUCCUGAAUGAGGCAAGCCUGUUACCAGAGCCUUUUUGUAGGAGUAGGAUUAUGUUGGAUUAAUUUUGUUAUUUUUACUGUACUGUUUUUGUAUUUAAAUGUGGCAAUACAUUCAAAUAUGGUUAAUUUUCCUACUUUGUUUCAUUUAAAAUGCAAAACAUUGUAAUUUUAUAUUCGGGCCAUGAUGGUAUUUUAAAGCCCUUAAUUGCACUGGAGUUAAAUGGAAGUUAUAUUGUCACACACAGUGACAUUGGCACUAGAGAUUAUUUUCUACCAGCAACUUCUUUUCCUCUCUCUGUAUGUAUGUUAUCUGUCAUUUCAAAAAUAAUCCAGAUUGGGACUUUAAUGUGUGAUCUGUUCUUACGUGCCUAGAAUCAGCUAACAUACUGCAUCUCAUUGGAGUAUGGGGUUGUAUUAUUUGAUUACUUUAUAAAAUCAUUGUUAAGAUUAAUGUAUUUGCAUCUGAAACUGCUGAGGCUCCCCACAUAUGCUAUUUUUUGUCUCCUAAGGAGUUAGAGUUGAUUUAUAUUCCACAGGGACGUGUAGCACAUAAACAGAUCAGCUCCAGCUAUACAGACACCUGAUGAACACUGUGACGACAGAAAACACGAGACUUGCUUCGUCAGAUUCACUUUUCUUCCCCCACAUUGCCCGUGUAAACCUGGAUCCUGGAUGGGUGAAAAAAAUAGCAAUAUUAAGCAUUAUAAAACUUGUGUGUUUCUGAAUGUAACUGUACAAAGGAGUGCCACUUGAAAUAUCCAAAUGUUGGUUUUAAAGAGAAAGACGUUUUUGGUUUCGCUGACCCAGUUCCAGUGUCCAUCCUCGGGAGCGCCCAGACAUUUGGUACACUUUCUGUAAUUCUAACUAGGCUAUAGUUAUAAAAAGAGAGAAACUAAGUUUUAUUAACCCAUAUUUGAAAUAUGACUCAUAAAAAUGGAUCCUUGCACACAUGCUGAUCAUGUAGGUGUCAGUUAAAGUCUGAAGCUGGACAUUGGGAUUGGGCCACUGUACCACUGUCUGAAUGGAUGGCUCUGAUGCUGGCAGUGAUCUGUUGAAAUCCUUAAUUAUUAAGGGGUUAAACUAGCAAUGUUAUUGAGUGAGAGAUUAAUAAUCAUUACAUAUAUUUAUUAGAAGAACAAAUAACUGAAUGCCCAUUGUACAUGUUAAAGGGAAGACUUUUGCAGAUUGUAUUUAUAUUUUUAACAGUCGCACUGACAUUUUUCAUUGUAUAGUUUAUGUUAAGGGUUAAAUGAUAAACAUUUCUCUGGCAUAGUAAAAUGACUUGCAUUUAGCGGUCUACAAGUACAUUGAUGCUACCCAUAACUUCAUAACAGUUGCACGUUUGGGGAAAAAACAAAACAAUUCACAGUAUUUAAGAUGGCAACACUGAAGCGACAAGGAGCUGGUGUGUUUGUGUGUGUGCUUGCUUUUCUGUGUCAAUUGAAUCAUCUGAAUGUAAGUUAUUACAAACGGUAAACCUGCUGUAGGGCCAUAUGUUUGUGUACAGUAUGUUGAUUUAUCUUCAGUUUCUGGUAACCUCGGAAGGGGAGCUAUUCUUACAUUGUAAAUGUAUGCAACACAUGUAGUCAUGCUAACUUUUUUCAUUAAAAGAUAAAAACAGAACACAAAUACAGAGAAUGAAGUUGUUUAUUUUCAGUAACGAGGGAAAGAAACGUUUGUGUUCAGGGACUGAAGUGUUCUAUUCUACAGAACAUACUGCCGUCAAUAAAAAAUAAAUACAUAAA